Symbiodinium necroappetens is the source of this 2934-nucleotide messenger RNA. The record is from the annotation of a GenBank genome assembly. NCBI's taxonomy places the organism in Eukaryota, Dinophyceae, Suessiales, Symbiodiniaceae.
AUGGUGCGCAUGACGCGUGCCAUGAGGGCGACCAAGUUCCAAGGGUUGUUUGAGGAUGGAUUGGAUUUGUUGUCUCGUGCCGUGGACAGAAGGGUUGUCAGGGAGAUUCCACAGACAGUCCAGGCCGUGCAAGCAAAACAGAAAAUGCUGUUGGGUGUUGUGAGCUUCGGUUUGAGCGAGGAAGAGCAAGAUUUCAUAUUGAAGACAUUCAACGGACGCUGGGAUGAGGAAGUUGACCACACGGGCCGGUUUCAGCACUGGUGUUGCGGGUGUUGCGCCAAUCAAGAAGCGUGUGUCCAGCGUUGUCGUGAGGCCCUUCGACUCCUCUUCGAGGCAUUUCCUCAAGUGCCUCUCCUCUACCGUUGGAAGGGCUGGACUGAAUGCCAGAGCUACACGACCCGUGGAGUUUUUAUUCACGGUUUCAUGCCAUUCUUGAUCAGACGAUGCUGCAGCAAACAAAGCCAGGAAACUGUUGAUUUACAAGCAAUGGAUGAAGAUGCUCCUGACUUGUCGUAUUCUGCUCGACAGGAAAUUCGGAUGAGCAAGACCCUGGCACUUGUAACAUCCCAGAACAUUCGGGCAGAACUUGGGAAGUCAAUGCUGGUGCACUGGCCUAUUGCAACAUUGAUGGAUUUCAUAUCUUAUGUGGAAACUUGCCGCGACCGGUUGCAGAUGCGGUCUCGCUCCCUUGUCCUACCCCAGAGUGCCUGUGCAUGCACCGAGCAAGAGCUCUGCAAAAUGAAUUGGGCGCUGUUUUCUGGACAGAAAGGCAUUGAUGCUGUGAAGGAGUUCACAACUUUGUUGCUUGCGCCUCCGGACGAUGAAAUUUACGAUGCAUGCAACAUAACCUUUGCCAGCGUCCUGCCUCAUGUUUUCCCCACCAUGUGUGAUACAUGGCGGAGAAUGUGGCUGCCUGCUCAGAGAAAGAAAACCCAAUUGCUUGGGGUCGGCAUGAUGACCUUGGAGGCAGCAACAACUUUUUUGAAAGAUCUGUCGAGACUGGACCUCUGUUGUGUGGGCGAUCCUUUCGUGCAGGUUGCUUUGCAUGUUGCUGGUAACGGUGAUAAGUUGCAGGGCGUGCAACAGCUGGUGGAUUUGCUCAGGGUCACUUUGUGGUAUGGGUGCAUCCUCGAAGGCUUCAAAGAAGCCGCGACGUGUGUGUGCAUUCAAUGUGUUCCAGCAGAGCAAAAUGAAAGGCAGAUCGGCUCAGCAGAAUACCGCGAUUUGUUGCAGAGAGUGAAGUUGGAGUGGGACCACACAUCUCUGGAAGGCCGUGCAGUUUACGAAGCACGAGCACACGAGCAGAACCUAGCCCGCGCAGCACAAUGCCGCCAAACAUUGAGGGACACCGAAUGCCAGGAAGCCACUGCUUCGGAUGUGUUGUCGUCUUCGCAGCGCAAGCGGCUGGGACAAGUGCAGCUCAAUCAAUCGCUGAAGGCCUUGGCCACUCAUCCAGUUUGGGCAUCUGGAUUAGGGAUCUGUGAUCAUAAUGCCGCAUUGAAGCCCAGCCUCGUUCAAUGUGUAGACCCUGAAUCAGCGGUUAUGGCAGCCUUUGAUUAUCUACCGGCUGCAGAGCCGAACCCAGCUGAGAUGCCGCACAUCUUCUGUAGUUGUGCAGAGCUUCAUCCAGGUGUUUGUAAGAGCGAGACAGGCUUGUUUGCAGAAGUGGUGACCAUGGUGCAACAGUUCCAACGUUGCCUGGAAGUGCACAAGAUCCUGGGUGUGUCUCUCUUCAACAUGCAGGUCGAGUCGACUUCUUUGUCGUGCUCGACCUCCUCCUCAAGAGACAUCUCGGAGCCGUUGUGGCUGCUGAUGGGUUGUGUCAGUAAGAGGCCGCUAUCUCAUGUAAUGGGAAGGCUUGUCCCCCACAGGCUUGUUGCAGAUGUCGUGACCCCGCUCGUUGCAGACUCUAUGUGGCAACUACAGACACUUCAUGGCAUUCUGCGUGAGAUUUCCAAACGGGUGCUGGCUGAGCAUUCAGAACUGAGAAAAUUGCGCGUUAAGUGUUGCUAUCACUCUUUCGAAGCAGUAUCCAGUGUCGGUGAUGCAAUGAACCAUUUUCGGACAGGCUCGGCUAUUGCUACUUUUGUGAUUGGCCCUGAAGUUCCAUUUGAAUUGAAGCCUCCACGACAAGUUGCGACUUCCUUCAGGCCCUUUGGAAUCUCGUUGGACAAAUCAUCUGGGAGGGGACGUGGACGGUCCCGCGGCCGUGGUCGUGAAGCCAGUGCCAGGCCUUCUGCGAAGAUCAACAAAAGUGCAUCUAGUGUCAGUGGGGAAGCAGGACCGGCGGUCGAGCUAGAGCAAGAGGAUUCGAGCCCAGAGGAUGCGGAGCCGCCUGUCGCAGGUACUGCUGCUUUUGCUUUCGACCGGAUGCAGAAGCACGACACAAGCCCAGUCGAACUCUUGUCAGACGAUCUCCAGCAGGAAGUGGCAGCCGCAGCAAGGACGGUGGCCAACCAGGGCGGCGAUUUCGAUACAGAGGAUCGUGCAGCAUCGGAAAUACAUUCGGAGAUUGCUCGGGCUCAAAAUCGUGACGUUGAUGAUGUUGCUGCUGCUGCCAGUGCUUCUAGGGGCGGUGCUGAGGCUACGGCUACCACUGGCCCUAAUCUGGCCGCUGACCGUGGCGACCUUCCUUUCAACACCAGCCUUGGGAUCGUGGGAUGCAGCAUUCUCCAGAGGCGCACCAAUUGCUUCAUUUGCAAGCAGUCCAUCAGCAAAGGUGACUACCGCUUGGAAUAUGCAUCUUCUGCGAAGAAGCCGUCCCGGUCCUUGCAUCCCGAAUGUGUUUCCAGUAUUGCUACAGAGUCGACUGUCGCAGCUUCGCUGGAUUGGCUGUCCACAGAGUUGGUCAAGCCUGCUUUGGAUGCUGAGAAGGCAUCGCUGUUGCAAGAUGUUCGUAGCAGGAUCCUUCGAUGUCAGUGCACCGGUGCUUGA